Molecule: messenger RNA, 3689 nt
Organism: Eucalyptus grandis
Lineage: Eukaryota; Viridiplantae; Streptophyta; Magnoliopsida; Myrtales; Myrtaceae
Product: structural maintenance of chromosomes protein 6B
Exons: 29
Coding region: 147-3230 (1027 amino acids)
Biological process (GO): chromosome organization; double-strand break repair via homologous recombination
Cellular component (GO): nucleus; chromosome; site of double-strand break
Molecular function (GO): ATP binding; protein binding; single-stranded DNA binding
Source: RefSeq, a predicted model, not a curated record
UCGACGACUCUCUUCUGCUUUUCUCCCGUGUACUCCUCCUGAAGAAGAGAAGAACCUGCAGAGCCCAUGGGAGACGCGAGGGUUUUCCCGAGCCUCCGGCGCGGUCCAAGGCGGGGACCAUAGCGAGGAUCCGCUUGGAGAACUUCAUGUGCCACAGCAGCCUCCAAAUCGAGCUCGGCGACUGGGUCAAUUUCAUCACCGGCCAGAACGGAAGUGGGAAGAGUGCCAUACUGACGGCGCUAUGUGUUGCCUUUGGAUGCCGAGCUAAAGGUACUCAGAGGGCUUCCACAUUGAAGGAUUUCAUAAAAACCGGUUGCAGUUCGGCUCUCGUUCAAGUUGAUUUGAAAAAUUGUGGAGAGGAUGCGUUUAAGCCCGAAAUAUAUGGAGAUAUAAUUACUGUAGAACGUCGGAUUUCUGAAUCUACUGGCUCUAUGGCAUUGAAGGAUUGCCAAGGAAGAAAGGUUGCUAGUCGGAAAGAGGAGCUUCGUGAACUUAUUGAACACUUUAAUAUUGAUGUAGAAAAUCCAUGUGUAAUUAUGAGUCAAGACAAGAGCAGAGAAUUUCUGCAUUCUGGAAAUCCCAAAGACAAAUUUAAGUUUUUUUUCAAGGCCACACUACUUCAGCAAGUAAAUGAUCUUCUUCAAAAUAUCCGUGAACAUUUGGAUUCAGCAAAGUCCCUUAUUGAGGAAUUGGAGGCUACGAUAGAACCUAUAAAGAAGGAACUCAAUGAGUUGGUUGACAAGAUUAAAAACAUGGAGCUCGUGGAAGAAAUUUCUCAGGAGGUACAACAACUGAAGAAGAAACUUGCAUGGGCAUGGGUAUAUGAUGUAGACAGGCAACUAAAGGAGCAAAGUUCAAAGAUUGAAAAGCUGAAAGCUCGUAUACCUGCUUGCCAAGCCAAAAUUGAUGAGCAACAUAAUAUCCUGGAAAGGUUGAGGGAAUCUUUAACUGAGAAGAAAAUGCAGAUUGAGCAUCUGAUGAUAAAAACAUCCGAAGUGAAGAAGAAAAAGAGUGAAUUGCAGCAGCGUCUUUCGUUGGCUAAAAGAGAGCGCCAUGAGCUCCGCGAGGAGCAUAGUCGCUCGACCAACCAUAUCCAAAAGUUGAUCAAGCGUGUUCAGUCACUUCAACAGCAAAUUCAGGAGAUGCAGGAGCAACAUCUUCAGAGCACACAGAAUGAAGAAUUUGAGCUAGAAGCAAACGUCAGGGAAAUCCAAUCCCAGAUUGAUGCCGUGAUUUCAAAACUUAGAGGGUUGAAUGAAGAUGAAAACGCCUUGUCUGACAAAAUUCAAAGGGAAAUGGAUGAUAUGCAAAAGAUCACAAAUGAGAUUGAAGACCUAGAGAAGAAGCAGCGUGAGGUCUCUACUAAUAUCCGUGAACUCAAGCAACAUAAAACCAAUAAGGUUACGGCUUUUGGUGGAGAGAGGGUAAUCCAUCUUUUACGUGUUAUUGAAAGACAUCAGAGCAAGUUUACAAGAGCACCAAUUGGUCCCAUUGGCUCACAUUUGAGUUUGAUCCAUGGUGGCCAAUGGGCUCCAGCUGUUGAAAAUUCCAUCGGGAGGUUGCUCAAUGCUUUUAUUGUGACAAACCAUAGAGAUUCCCUUGUUUUGAGAGGAUGUGCGAAGGAGGCGAAUUAUAAUAACCUUCAGAUCAUCAUAUAUGACUUUUCAAGACCAAGGUUGACUAUACCACAUAACAUGCUUCCACAGACUGAGCACCCUACAACUUUUUCUGUUUUACGGGCAGACAGUGACACUGUGUUAAAUGUCUUGGUGGAUAUGGGUUCUAUUGAGAGGCACGUGCUUGUCAGAGAUUAUGAUGAGGGGAAGAAAGUUGCUUUUGACCAAAAUAUCACAAACCUGAAGGAGGUUUACACCCUUGAUGGUUACAAAAUGUUUUCUCGGGGAUCUGUCCAAACAACACUUCCUCCAAACAAGAGAGCAAGGACAGGUCGUCUCUGUGGCUCAUUUGACGAUCAGAUUGAAGAUCUGCAAAGAGAGGCACAGAGAAUGAAAGUACAAGCUGAUCAGUGUAGGAAGAGGAAAAGAGAUGCAGAGUCUUCUGUCCGUCAUCUUCAGGAUAAUCUUCAGACUGUAAAGAGGAGGUGCAAAAGUGUGGAGAGGGAUUUAGCAUCUAAGAAGCUAGCUCUGGAAGACUUGAAGAAGGCAAAUGUUGUCGAAUCUAGCCUAUCAACAUCAGAUGUUGAUGAGCUGCAUCAAGAAAUUUCAAAAGUGCAAGAUGAGAUACAAGAAAAUGAAACUCUGCUGGAGAAAAUCAGUCUCAAAAUGAGUAAUGUGGACGAGAGUGCUCACAAUCUUAAGCUAGCAUUCGAGGAGUUAUGUGAAUCAGCAAAAGUGGAAAUUGAUGCUCUCGAAGAUGCAGAGAGAGAGCUAAUGAAGGUUGAAAGUACCACUAGCUCGGUGGAAGCGGAAAAGACCCAUUAUGAAGGUAUUAUGAGUACUAAAGUCCUCAGCGAUAUCCAAGUGGCAGAGGCACAGCAUCGAGAGCUUGAACAUAAUCGUACGGAGAAUUGCAGAAAAGCUUCCAUUAUAUGUCAAGAGAGUGAAAUUGAAGCUCUAGGAGGCUGGGAUGGAUGUACCCCAGAGCAGCUUAGCACUCAACUGAACAUGCUUAAGCGAAGGCUUCAGCUUGAGAGCCAACAAUAUUCUGAAUCAAUCGAUGAUCUCAAAAUCUUACAUGACAAAAAGCAGCGGAAAAUUGCACGGAAGCUGGAAACUUAUGCAGGUUUACGGGAAAGGCUGAAUGCUUGCGAAACAGCCCUCAAGUUGCGAUUGGACAAAUUUCAAAGAAAUGCAACCCUUUUAAAGCGACAACUGACUUGGCAAUUUAAUGCACAUUUAGCAAUGAAAGGUAUCAGUGGGCAGAUUAAAGUCAGUUACGAAGAAAAGACAUUGUCAGUAGAGGUCAGAAUGCCCCAAGAUGCAUCAAGUACCACUGUACGUGACACCAGAGGACUUUCAGGUGGAGAACGAUCUUUCUCGACACUAUGCUUUGCACUGGCUCUUCAUGAGAUGACAGAGGCUCCAUUUCGAGCAAUGGAUGAGUUUGAUGUGUUCAUGGAUGCAGUCAGUCGGAAAAUCAGCUUGGACACUCUUGUUGAUUUUGCGUUAGCACAUGGGUCUCAGUGGAUUUUCAUAACACCUCAUGAUAUUAGCAUGGUAAAACAUGGAGAGAGGAUAAAGAAGCAGCAGAUGGCAGCUCCUCGUUCUUGAUUAGUCAUACAUAAUUUCAGAUUCUAGAAGCUGACUCAGGAGUGAAGCCAGGGCCAUGAGCAUAUUUUAAGAAGUAGCUAAGUUGCCUGAACGGGAACACUAGUACUCUGCAAAUGGACUGCGAAAAAAAUGGAUGAUUAAGGCGUCUUUCUAAGUCCAUCUACAGCAUUCAUGGCAAGGGUUAGUUAAGAGAUCUGGGCACAAACUUCUGGAUGGAGACUUUAUUUGGGUGACAUUCUGAUUUGUGCGGUUCAACAGAUGUUUUCUAGCCCUUCUCUCAAGCGGAGUGGGAGGUUCCGUUCUCAGUUUUUGGUAUAUAUAGGAUCCGAACUCUCCAAUUGUUAUUUAUGAUGUUAGCUUAUUGUUUAAAUUUUCUUACGACCAUACUCCAUGUUUUGUGGUUGGGAAAAGUGCCAAAAAGUCCUAAACCUUUUGGCUUUGUGUCGAUUUAGUCCUAAA